CACAGGACACUUCUCAGAAAAGGCAGGGGGAUGCGGAAAAAAUUCUGGUUCCCUCCCCUUAAGGCUUCGGGCUUUCGCUUUCACUUCCUCCUCCGAGAGAGCGGACGCAUCUCCGGUGCUAGGCGAUCAUGGCGCUGCUGGAUGUUUGCGGAGCCCCCCGAGCGCAGCGGGAAGACUGGGCUUUCCCAGUCGCGGAAAGCCGGCAGCGCUCGGACCCUGGUCACUACAGUUUCUCUAUUCGAUCUCCGGAACUCGCCCUCCCCCGGGGAAUGCAGCCCACUGAAUUCCUCCGGUCCCUGGGUGGGAAUGGAGAAAGGAACGUACAGAUUGAGAUGGCUCAUGGCACUACCACGCUGGCCUUCAAGUUCCAGCACGGAGUGAUUGUGGCGGUGGAUUCUCGGGCCUCGGCCGGGAGUUACAUUGCCACAUUAAGAACGAACAAGGUGAUUGAGAUUAACCCUUACCUGCUUGGCACCAUGUCUGGCUGUGCGGCGGACUGUCAGUAUUGGGAGCGUCUGCUGGCCAAGGAGUGCAGGUUGUACUAUCUGCGGAAUGGGGACCGUAUCUCAGUGUCCGCAGCCUCCAAACUGCUCUCCAAUAUGAUGUACCAGUACCGGGGCAUGGGCCUCUCCAUGGGCAGUAUGAUCUGUGGCUGGGACAAGAAGGGUCCUGGACUCUACUAUGUGAAUGAAAAUGGGACUCGGCUCUCGGGAAAUAUGUUCUCCACUGGUAGCGGGAACACCUAUGCUUAUGGGGUCAUGGACAGUGGCCAUCGGUACGAUCUUAGCAUUGAAGAGGCCUAUGACCUGGGCCGGAGGGCUAUUGUUCAUGCCACUCAUCGAGACAGCUAUUCUGGAGGCGUUGUCAAUAUGUACCACAUGAAGGAAGAUGGGUGGGUGAAGGUGGAGAGUACGGACGUCAGUGACCUGAUGCACCAGUACCGGGAGGCCAGUCUGUAAGGGUGGCAGCAGCAGCUGGGCCGGCCUCUCCUGAGGAAGCCGGGCCGACUCAGGGACCUGGACCAGUUCACGCCCCAGAAGAAAGAGGGGCUUCACGUGACCCAGAGGGAACGAACCAGUGGCCCCUGGGGGGCAGGGCGGAGUUUAUCCUUUUGUGUAGUCUCUGCUUCACUGGAGCCUCCCCCCCUCCCCAACCCCAACCUUCUGGGCAUCUCACUAAGCACAAUAAAAGAAAACGGUUACA
This is a messenger RNA of Phacochoerus africanus (Common warthog), 1203 nucleotides long. RefSeq names its product proteasome 20S subunit beta 8 (gene PSMB8). The coding region runs from base 129 to 959 and encodes 276 amino acids. The transcript has 6 exons. The record is from RefSeq and is a predicted model, not a curated record. Gene Ontology annotation, molecular function: threonine-type endopeptidase activity. Lineage: Eukaryota; Metazoa; Chordata; Mammalia; Artiodactyla; Suidae. Gene Ontology annotation, cellular component: proteasome core complex.